AUUUUUCAUGUCUUCAAUGCAAAAAGACGUUGAGAGUUACAAGAAGUUGCUCAAAGGUCUGAAGUCUAACACUGGGGAUGACCUCUACUCUCAUCUAAUUGAAGUCUUUGGCCAUCUAAUGAGACAUUAUCCUGAAGAUGCACUUGAUAAAAUUGAAGAAGUCUCUUAUUUAUGCAAAAAUAAGGAUGAUGUUAAUAUUCAAGAAUUCUUGAAAAUAGCUGAAGAAAUACGAUUCAAGACUUGAACAGAGGCAAAUUCUGAGUAUUCCUUCAAAGCAGGCAAGCUCUUUGAGGCUCCAGUGUUAGAAGAAGACGAAGAACCUCCAGAGAAAGCUCCUGUUGGCAACGUUCCUGAUCUAAUCACACUUGGUAGAGUCUUUGAAUGGGCUGGAAUUACCUUUGGUGAGAAAGAAUAUUUCCUUCUCCAGAAAUCUCUUGCUAAGCUAGCUGAAACAUCUGGGGCUACAAAGAUCAGAUUCUGGGGAAAAAUCUAUGGAACGAACAGAGAUUAUUACAUCGCUGAAGGAGUUAAGGAAGGUGAUGAAGAAGGCGAAGGAGAUGAAGAAAAACCAGCAGAUUUUGAAGCGAGAGGAACAGGAGUUAACCAGUUUGUUUAUUGGGUAGCUCAUGACUCACUGAGUGAGUGGACCCAACUUCCAGACUUGUUCCCUAAAUAUUUAAAAGUUUCAAGAGACAUUAAAAUUUCAUUCACUGGAGAUUUAGAGAAGGAUAUUGUCACAGUUCCUUUCUUCCAUGGAAAGGAGAAGCAUUAUCUCAGAGCUCAGAUUGCAAGAAUUCAUCACGGUACAACACUUGUUCCUAAAGGAUUGUAUCGUACUAACGAGGAAGAUCUAAAGGAGAUAGAAGCCAAUGAGCCAGAAGAUGAGGAGAACAAAUAUGUUCCUCAGACUGAAAAUCAAAACCAUCUCUCCAACUGGAGUCAUUAUCCAAAAGGUAUCCUUCAGAAUUGUAGGACCCAGCAUAUGGAUCCUGAGCCAGAAGAAGAGGAUGAGAGAGACCCAGAGGAGAUUCUCAAAGAAAUCGAAGCAAAAGACCCUUAUGAUCCAAGACUCAAACUGAUUUCAGAUGACUCUGAGGUGGAAAAAGGAGUUCCAGCCUGGAACAUCAGACUACAUGGAGAUAAAGAGAGGCAGAAGACUAUCAGAGGAAAGACAGAACAUAACGGAGUUAUAGUAGUAAAAUCUAAUAGGUGGCCUGGAUCUGUUACAGUCUGGAAAGGUGUAAACUGGCACCAAAUUUAUGUUGGAAAUGGUCAUAAAUAUGAAAUAAAGAGUUACUUCCCUGUUCAUUCUCCUUACAUCCCAGAAGAUCCUGAAGACAUUGAAGAACAUCCAGAGCCAAACCCACAAGAAGUUGAAGCUCCUCCAGCAAAUGAGGGAGAAGGUGCAGCAGAGGGCGAUAAAGAGGGAGAGGGGAACAAUGACGAAUAACUGAUCUUCUUCAGCCGAAAU
Moneuplotes crassus is the source of this 1471-nucleotide messenger RNA. The record is from the annotation of a GenBank genome assembly. Lineage: Eukaryota; Ciliophora; Spirotrichea; Euplotida; Euplotidae.